Staurois parvus is the source of this 294-nucleotide messenger RNA. Lineage: Eukaryota; Metazoa; Chordata; Amphibia; Anura; Ranidae. The record is from the annotation of a GenBank genome assembly.
UGGGGCCCCCGGGCAAUAGGAGAUCAUGGGGCCCCUGUGUCCUUGCCCAAACUCAAAAAAGCCUAUGAAAAAGGUACCAGGGGCAUCUCAUGGGGCCCCCUACUGACCCCGGGCCCUCGGGCAGUGCCCGAGUUUCCAAAUGGUCAGUCCACCCCUGGUGAGGACCAUCCCCUCUGGGCUGCUAUCCCACUUGCUCUCAGAGAGCAGCACAGAGGUUUCCAGGUACAUGAAAGUUUGAACCAAUUAAAUGGCAAUGUGUUUUUGUCCUAUAUAUGGCAGCUCCAUGACAUUUUU